UGUUUCUCUCUCUUUUUCCCCAGACCACACUGCCUCCAUCCCUGGGACUCUGCUCAGCCCUGUUACCUGAUAGAGCCAGUCCUUCCUCCCUGGCUGCCUUGGCUGGUGGUGACCCUUUAUGUUUUCAUGUGGGGUUUAGAAGUCAGUAAGCCUGCUGAGAUCUCUGUUGGAGGUGUAGCACCAUCUUGGUAAGGGUGCAUCUGAUCCAUGAACAUGGAGCGGGACGGCAUGCGCGCCAUCCUGGGUUCCUACGACAGCGAGCUGACUGCAGCCGAGUACUCACCCCAGCUGACGCGUCGCAUGCGUGAGGCCGAGGACAUGGUGCAGAAGGUGCACGCGCACAACUCGGAGAUGGAGGCUCAGCUGUCACAGGCCCUGGAGGAGCUGGGAGGCCAGAAGCAACGAGCAGACAUGCUGGAGAUGGAGGUGAAGAUGCUGCAGUCCCAGUCCAGUGCUGCUGAGCAGAGCUUCCCGCUGUGCAGGGAGGAGGCCAGCUCACUCCGGUUGAAGAUUGAGGAACUGGAAGGGGAGCGCAGUCGUCUGGAAGAAGACAAGAAGAUGCUGGAAAUGCAGCUCGAGAGGUUCACCCUGCAGGGUGGCUACGACCAGAGCAGGACCAAAGUGCUGCACAUGAGCAUGAACCCGGCCAGCGCGGCCAAGCAGCGGCUCCGCGAGGACCAGGCCCGGCUGCAGGAGGAGUGUGAGCAGCUGCGGGAGCUCGUGCGCGCCCUGGAGCAAGGCGGCCCUGUCCCCGCUGACCUGGAGGCCGCUGCAAGUCUGCCUUCGUCCAAGGAACUAACAGAGCUGAGGAAGCAGGUGGAGAGCGCCGAGUUGAAGAACCAGCGGCUCAAGGAGGUCUUUCAGACUAAGAUCCAGGAGUUCCGGAAAGUCUGCUAUGCGCUCACGGGCUACCAGAUUGACAUCACGACAGAGAACCAGUACCGGCUGACGUCCAUGUACGCCGAGCACAAAGCCGACUGUCUCAUCUUCAAGGCCACAGGACCGUCGGGCGCCAAGAUGCAGCUGCUGGAGACGGCGUUCUCGAGCUCUGUGCAGGAGCUCAUCGAGCUGCACCUGCUGCGGCAAGACAGCAUCCCGGCCUUCCUCAGUGCCCUCACCCUCGACCUCUUCAGCCGCCAGACUGUGGCCUAGCCUGCGUCCAACCCCCGGCGGCAGCCGGCCACUCGGCUCCACGGGGGAGGCA
Messenger RNA from Lontra canadensis (Northern American river otter), 1204 nucleotides. RefSeq names its product mitotic spindle assembly checkpoint protein MAD1-like. The transcript has 8 exons. Gene Ontology annotation, biological process: mitotic spindle assembly checkpoint signaling; attachment of mitotic spindle microtubules to kinetochore. The record is from RefSeq and is a predicted model, not a curated record. Lineage: Eukaryota; Metazoa; Chordata; Mammalia; Carnivora; Mustelidae. Gene Ontology annotation, cellular component: mitotic spindle; nuclear envelope; kinetochore. Bases 208 to 1152 code for a protein of 314 amino acids.